Xenia sp. Carnegie-2017 is the source of this 1091-nucleotide messenger RNA. RefSeq lists its product as uncharacterized. Bases 1 to 786 code for a protein of 261 amino acids. Lineage: Eukaryota; Metazoa; Cnidaria; Anthozoa; Malacalcyonacea; Xeniidae. The transcript is spliced from 3 exons. The record is from RefSeq and is a predicted model, not a curated record.
AUGGAGGACAACGAACAGUUAACGAGAGUUAUUUCGGAGGCAGUUGCUAACGCAAUUCGACAAGCGAGCAACGAGUCGUCGGGAAAUUCCAGCGAGCAACUUAAUCAGGUUGAUCGCUUUCAAAGUAAUUCAGGAGAUUUUGAAAUUGACAGUGUGCAUGCUCCUGGUAGACCUAGUAAGAAUAUCCCGAGAGAGUAUUUAGAAAAUUUUCUAUCAGUAAAGACACCUAUCAGUGAAAUAGCUCGAUUAUUGGCUGUUUCCCGGCCAACAGUAUAUGCUGCAAUACAAGCAUACAAUAUUCCUUACGAGGGACGAUUUUCAAAUCAUUCAAACGACGAGUUACGUUGUUCUGUUGUAGCAAUCAAACUAGGUCACCCAAAUGCUGGUGAGGUGAUGGUACAAGGUCACUUGCGCGCCAAAGGUGUUAACGUUCAAAGAAACCGAAUCAGAAGUAUCAUUAAAGAAGUAGAUCCUCGUGGUGUUGAAACACGUAGUAGCUUACGAAUUCGCCGACGACGUUACUCUGUGCCAUGCCCAAAUUACCUGUGGCACAUUGACGGCAAUCAUAAACUAAUACGUUGGAAGUUUGUGCUGCAUCAUGGCAUUGAUGGCUUUAGCCGAUUGGUUACAUUUGGCAAGUUUUCAAACAAUAACCGCGCAUCUACGGUCUUGGAUCGAUUUAACAAAGCAGUCGAGAAGUAUGGCCAGCCAUUAAAAAUACGCACCGGCUAUGGGGGUGAAAAUGUUCAAAUAUGGAGGAAUAUGGUUGUAGUGAUUAUUACAUGAAGUACACCCACCUUAGUAACCGCACCUAGUUUAAGAUAAUUACUUAUAAAGAGACAUUUUGUAGAUUUUAAUUUAGUGUUGAGUAAAGCGUUAUUUUGAAAGGUUGUUCUUUGGUGUUUACUUGAAUUCAAACUUCUACUUCAAUUUACUCAACACUCGCCUUAUACCUAUGGAUAAAGUUUUGAGACCUGAACGGUUUGAUGUUAUUCCGAACGCGCAAGGCGCUGCAAAACGUUGGACGCACUGGCUCGCGACAUUUGAGAACUUCAUCGAUGCAAUACCGUCCAUUCCUGAUACACGAAUAA